AUGGUUGCCGAUACCAGCUACUAUGAUGCCCUGGGGGUACCGCCCACCGCCACGCAAAUCGAGAUCAAGAAGGCCUAUCGGAAGCUCGCUAUCACUACGCAUCCUGAUAAGAAUCCCGGCGAUGAGACCGCUCAUACCCGAUUCCAAGCCAUCGGCGAAGCGUAUCAAGUUCUCAGCGAUGACGAACUGCGACAGCGAUAUGACAAGUUUGGCAAGGAAGACGCGGUUCCGGGUGGUGGUUUUGAGGACCCGUCCGAGUUCUUCAGCAUGAUUUUCGGUGGUAGCGCCUUCGUCGACCUGAUCGGAGAGAUCUCCCUCAUGAAGGACCUGACCACGACAAUGGACAUCACCAUGCAGCAGAUGGAGGAGGACGAGCUCGCCGCAUCUGCAGAAGAGAAACUCAACAUCCAUGAACAAGAAACGAAGACUGGCGCCGCCCCUACCGAAGGUACAACUCCAGAGGGUGCGACCACGGAGGGUACCACGGCCACCGCCGCUGCUGCCGCAGCACCGCAGGAACCGGAGAAGACUCCCCCUCGACGAUAUUUGGGUCAGCAGGCGAUUAUGGAUAAGUCAGAGGAAGAAGCACGCAUGGAGGCAGCUGGUCUAUCUCCGGAAGAAAAGGAACUUCGUAAAAAGGAGAAGAAGAAGGGUGGAUUGACCAAGGAACAGCAGGACCGUUUGGCUGCAUACGAACUCGAGCGGAAGAAGGCUCGUGAAGAGCGGGUCAAUACUCUGGCAACGAAGUUGGUAGACAAGAUCAGUGUCUGGACGGAGACCGAUAAGAGCCCUGACGUGACGCAUGCUUUUGAGGAGAAGAUCCGCCUCGAGGUCGAGAACCUGAAGAUGGAGUCGUUCGGUCUCGAGAUUCUGCAUGCGAUCGGUGCGACAUACGUCCAGAAAUCGACCUCCUUCCUCAAGUCUCAGAAGUUCCUGGGCAUUUCCGGCUUCUUCUCUCGUCUCAAGGACAAGGGAACGUUGGCCAAGGAAACCUGGACCACGAUCUCGACUGCGAUCGAUGCGCAGAUGACCAUGGAAGAGAUGGCCAAGAUGGAAGAGCGCGGUGGUGAAGAAUGGACGGAUGAGAAGAAGGCCGAGUAUGAGAAGAAGGUCACCGGUAAGAUCUUGGCCGCUGCAUGGCGCGGAAGCAAAUUCGAGAUUCAGAGCGUGCUGCGCGACGUGUGCGAUCAAGUCUUGGGCGACAAGAGUAUCAGGCUGGAGAAGCGUGUCGAGCGUGCGCAUGCCUUGGUCCUUGCUGGUAACAUCUAUGCGAAGGCCGAACGCGAUCCUGAAGAGGAGGGUGAUUACAUGGCCUUCGAGCAGCUCAUGACCGAAGCCAUGCAGAAGAAGGGCAAGGAAGAAAAGAAGAAGAAUAAGCACAAGUCGAAGCACGAGGAUAUAGACGAAGCCCCCGUCGCAUAA
Messenger RNA from Aspergillus chevalieri, 1422 nucleotides. RefSeq names its product DnaJ domain protein. Gene Ontology annotation, cellular component: cytosol. The record is from RefSeq and is a predicted model, not a curated record. Lineage: Eukaryota; Fungi; Ascomycota; Eurotiomycetes; Eurotiales; Aspergillaceae. The transcript has 5 exons. The coding region runs from base 1 to 1422 and encodes 473 amino acids. Gene Ontology annotation, biological process: protein import into peroxisome matrix.